Molecule: messenger RNA, 2157 nt
Organism: Haliaeetus leucocephalus (bald eagle)
Lineage: Eukaryota; Metazoa; Chordata; Aves; Accipitriformes; Accipitridae
Gene: ELN
Product: elastin
Exons: 32
Coding region: 1-2157 (718 amino acids)
Molecular function (GO): extracellular matrix structural constituent
Source: RefSeq, a predicted model, not a curated record
AUGACGAAGCCGGAGCCACCAGAGCAGCAGCUACAGCUCAGGGUGAAGGUGCUUGAUGAGAUGCAGCUCGGUCCUGGGCACUCUCGGUCUCCAGCAGUGAUGCUCUACGCUGGCUUGCUGAACCACGGUGGCUUUGACCCCCAGCUCUCAAGCAGUGGGCAGGUGGGACAGUCUCAGGAGGACUUUGGCCCCCAGGGGUCCCUGGUGCUAUCCCAGGAGGGGGAGUUCCAGGAGCAGGCUUUUUCCCAGGACUCGGGGCUGGAGCAAAACCUCCCAAACCAGGGGUCGGAGGCCUCGGGGGACUCGGCCCACUUGGCCUGCAGCCAGGUGCUGCAGGUCUUUUCCCUGGAGGCGCCUACCCCGGGGGUGUCUUCCCAGGUGCUCCCUCUGCCGCUGCGCUCAAGGCUGCUGCAAAAGCUGGCGCUGGCAUUGGUGGCAUGGGUGGAGUUGGUGGUCCUGGUGGGCUUGGGGUCUCUGCAGGUGCGGUGGUGCCGGGCGGGGUGCAGCCCGGGGUUGGUGCGGCAGGGAAACCCCCCAAAGUACCAGGCGCUGGGAUUCCUGGAGUUUUCCCGGGUGGCGUGCUUCCUGGCGCAGGGGUGCUACCCGGAGUACCCACUGGUGCUGGAGUCAAGCCGAAAGGUCCAGGAGCAGGAGCCUUCGCAGGAAUCCCUGAAGAUGCCUCAGGGCUCCCCAAGCCACCCGCUCUCCUCUCUCGGGGUGCCCCGCGGCACUCCCCUCUCGCAAGGACUGGUGGCAGCCUGGGCGCGGGCUCCAGGUGGCUAUGGAUUGCCCUACAGCACUGGUAAGCUGCCCUACGGCUUCGGGCCCGGCGGGAUAGGAGCCGGCAUCGGGGCAGGAGGAAAGGCAGGGUACCCCACUGGGACAGGAGUUGGAGCACAGGCGGCAGCAGCGAAAGCAGCAGCGAAAUAUGGUGAGCCACCCUCUGAGCCGGUGUCCUGCCCGGGGCUGGUGUCGUCCCGGGAGUUGGCGGAGUGGUACCCGGCGUCGGCGUUGUCCCAGGAGUCGGAGUUGGAGGGCCGGCAGCAGCGGCAGCAGCGGCAAAGGCAGCGGCGAAGGCAGGAGGUUUUGGUCCAGGCCUUGUGCCUGGGGUUGGCGGCGUCCCAGGCCUCGUGCCCGGCGUUGGUGGUGUCCCCGGCUUGGUGCCUGGUGUCGGAGGUGUCCCCGGGGUGGCAGGAAUUGGGACGCCGGCAGCAGCAGCGGCAGCAGCAAAGGCAGCUAAGUACGGUACGUGCCGCGCAGUGCAAGGAGCUCCCCAGCAGCUCCCUGGGAGCUGGCAUCGGCGUUCCUGGCAUUGGUGGUGUCCCCGGUGUCCCUGGUGUCCCUGGAGCAGGGCGUGUGCCCGGCGUCGGCGUGCCUGGCGUCGGCGUGCCCGGCGUGGGUGUGCCUGGAGUUGGUGUGCCUGGUGUCGGCGUGCCCGGUCUGGUGCCCGGUCCAGCGGCUGCCGCUGCUGCCAAAGCAGCCGCCAAAGCAGCAAAGUACGGUAAGCCAGGAUCUCUCUGGGGAGCAGGUGGCCUGGCUCCUGGCGUGGGUGGCCUGGCUCCUGGCGUGGGUGCCCUGGCUCCCGGUGUAGGUGCCCUGGCUCCUGGAGUGGGUGGUCUGGCCCCUGGCAUUGGAGGUGUCCCAGGGGUCGGAGGUCCAGCCGCAGCAGCAAAAGCAGCAGCAAAGGCAGCCAAAUUCGGUGCUGGGGUUGGAGGGGUGCCAGGUGGGGUGCCCGGUGUCGCCGGAGUGCCGGGAGUGACGCCCGGCGUUGGCGUUGUGCCCGGGUUGGUGCCGGGCGUGGGGGUACCCGGUACUGGCAUCCUUCCUGGGGCAGGCAUCCCUCAAGUAGGGGUGCAGCCUGGUGCUAAACCUCCCAAAUUCGGUGUUCCGGGGGCUGGAGUCCCAGGGGUCGGCGGCAUCCCAGGUGGCCUCGGAGUCGGUGGCCUCGGAGUCGGUGGCCUCGGAGUCGGUGGACUUGGUGCUGGGGCUGGAGUUCCCGGCUUCGGCGUGUCACCGAUAUUUCCAGGUGGAGUCGCCGGCCAGCUGGGAUUUGGUGUGAAGCCCCCCAAGACCUUCGGAGGAGCCCUCGGUGCCCUGGGCUUUAGAGGCGGCGUGGGCUGCGCACAAGGGAAGUACUGCGGGAGGAAGCGGAAGUAA